AGAUGGGUGCCCUCAAGUAUGUCGAGGAGCUUCAGAAGAAGAAGCAGUCUGAUAUGAUGCGCUUCUUGAUGCGCGUGCGCUGCUGGGAGCUUCGCCAACUCAACGUCAUCCACCGUGCCAGCCGCCCGUCGCGCCCUGACAAGGCUCGUCGUCUCGGAUACAAGGCCAAGCAGGGCUAUGUUAUCUACCGCGUCCGUGUCCGCCGUGGAGGUCGCAAGAGGCCUGUGCCGAAGGGUGCUACCUAUGGCAAGCCUACGAACCAGGGUGUGAACCAGCUCAAGUACCAGCGCUCGCUCAAGUCGACUGCCGAGGAGCGUGUCGGCCGGCGCUGCGCCAAUCUCCGCGUCCUCAACUCGUACUGGAUCAACCAGGACUCAACCUACAAGUACUACGAAGUCAUCCUCGUCGAUCCCCAGCACAAGGCCAUCCGCCGCGACCCCCGCAUCAACUGGAUCGUCAAGCCCGUCCACAAGCACCGCGAGGCUCGUGGUCUCACCGCGACCGGCAAGAAGAGCCGUGGCUUGGGCAAAGGACACGGCUUCAACAAGACGACUGCCGGCAGGAGGAAGACGUGGAAGAGACACAACACCCUCUCCCUCUGGCGCUACCGCUAGAUGCGUUGAGUGUGUUGCGUGCCUGGUGGACCGCGUGGUCAGACUCUUCGAGCGGAUGGAAUGGCGUGAAUGGAAAAAGCUGUUCAAGGCUAUAUAGUUUCUCGGUCUGGUCACAUAAUGGCUCGUCGAGACCAUCAAACUGAAUUCCACUGGAUUUCAUGGCUUCGAUGGCCCUCAUCCAAGUUGCGCCGUGACGCUCGCUGUAUGCAGUGCCCAGGGCGAUUCC
Trematosphaeria pertusa is the source of this 840-nucleotide messenger RNA. Its product is annotated as 60S ribosomal protein L15. The annotation marks the transcript as partial. Gene Ontology annotation, molecular function: RNA binding; structural constituent of ribosome. Gene Ontology annotation, biological process: cytoplasmic translation. The record is from RefSeq and is a predicted model, not a curated record. NCBI's taxonomy places the organism in Eukaryota, Fungi, Ascomycota, Dothideomycetes, Pleosporales, Trematosphaeriaceae. Gene Ontology annotation, cellular component: ribosome; cytosolic large ribosomal subunit. The transcript is spliced from 6 exons.